Molecule: messenger RNA, 786 nt
Organism: Drosophila yakuba
Lineage: Eukaryota; Metazoa; Arthropoda; Insecta; Diptera; Drosophilidae
Gene: Sf3b6
Product: splicing factor 3B subunit 6
Exons: 3
Coding region: 188-553 (121 amino acids)
Cellular component (GO): nucleus; cytoplasm; ribonucleoprotein complex
Molecular function (GO): mRNA binding
Source: RefSeq, a predicted model, not a curated record
UGCCCGCAUUCACCACCCUGGUCAAUUUUGUUUGGGUUUGAGGCCAGACAGUGGAGUCAUUAAUUUUAAACAAAGGACCACGCUUCAGGACAUUCAUCCCGGGUCAGACAAAGCCGCUACUCGCUUUCCCCGCGGCCGAGUGAAAGUUUCUCGCCUUGUCGCAGCUUAACAUCCGAAGCGACCGGACAUGAACAAGCGCAACCAUAUCCGCCUGCCGCCAGAGGUGAAUCGGUUGCUGUACGUGCGGAAUCUGCCGUACAAAAUCACCUCAGACGAGAUGUACGACAUAUUCGGUAAAUUUGGAGCCAUUCGACAGAUACGCGUAGGCAAUACGCCGGAAACGCGUGGCACCGCCUUUGUCGUCUACGAGGACAUUUUCGAUGCCAAGAACGCCUGCGACCAUUUAUCCGGUUUCAAUGUCUGCAAUCGCUAUCUGGUGGUGCUCUACUACCAAUCCAACAAGGCCUUCAAGCGCGUGGACAUGGACAAGAAGCAGGAGGAGCUGAACAACAUUAAGGCCAAGUACAAUCUGAAGACACCGGAGGCUCCUUAGAACCAGCACUUGGUGCGGCAGGCGGGGAUGGGGCAGAGACAGACAUUGGGCCCCAUCAGAUGACGCCCCACUUCCAUCGACCAUUUUCCAUUGUUUAGGGAACUUCUUGCUCUACUUAUGUGUAUACCAAAUUUUUGCUAUCUACUUGUAGAUUUUUUUGAUCGCAUUUUGUAUCAUUUGAAUCUAAUCAUUAUCAUCCAUCCAUCACUCCAUCUAUCAUAUAAACGGCUGGG